CUCGCGACAUCUCCAAUCAUGAAAACUGCGUAACGAAACGCAUGUUCCCCGUACAAAUAUGACAAAACAUAUGUCGUUUUCGUUCUAACGUAUAAACAGUAACUUUAUGUUACACUUGAUAACGUCAAUGUCGAUAAAAACCACAAUAAAAACAAGCCAGUAUCAAGCCGCGCGCCAACGCGAACGCACGCGUUUUAAAAAUAAAAAAUAAAAAUAAACCUUGUCUGUGACCGUUUCGCGGCAAAUGUAAAAAUAGAAGUGUUGUGAUUUCGUAGAGUGCAACAUAGUCCCGAAGUAAUAAAAUUUUAGUGCCAAAAAACAGUUAAAAAAGUCCCUAGAGUGCAAAAAAAUCGAGUGAUCACUGACCAAUCAUAACUAGAUGUACAUAAUGCGAGGGAGAUGUCGUUUUUGAAGCGAGUAAAAGUGCGGGGUUCCAGAGAGCGAGAACCCGAGCUGACGAGGAGCCAGUACUCGCUCGUGUCUCAGGACCUGACCGCGGGCGCGCUGCAGCUGUGGCUCGGGCUACCCGAGGAGGUGAAGUACGACCCGGCGCUAGCGGCCUUCAGGCAGUUCUACGAAAAGGAGACUGCUCAAGAAUCCCUUCCCCUUCGCCCUCGAAGAUCAUCAGCGCCGAAGGUCAAACGGCUUCCAGCAGUCAACUCAGCUCCCCACCUCAACAACAAUGACAGGAUCUCCGAGGAUCCACAGGCGCAGAAUGGAUCCGUCUACUUUACGCAAGAUUAUAAACCUGUGGAAGCUGCGGAGGCAAAUAAUCACUUACUACAUGGACAGAAGAAACCUUCAAAAUGGGAUACAGCCCGUACCUACACCAAGCUGUCUCUCCUGGUGGGUUGCUGGGUGUUCUUCACCGUCGUGUUCUGUCUCUUCAAUGAGAAGGAGGUCAUCGUCAGGAACUGUGUGCUUAUACCUGGACAAGUCAAAGAUUACAUCCUCGAGAUUCCAAAGAGUCACCUAACACUAUUGGUGGACGUAUCAGGCCCGUUCCUGACUCAACAGGAGGAACAGAAACUGAACCUUACGGAGAGGGACUCAAGGUCCAAAGUCGAUGUGUGGGUGGAGAGAUGGGCCGUGAGGGGAGACACGGGCGAUAUUAAAGAAACGGAUAUAGUGGAGAGAGAGAAUUUCUCUCAACCUCACUCGUUCCUAUUUCUUGACCCCAACGAGUUGGAAUUCAGCGAGGCCACGCCGCGGUCGGCUAAAUUCGAACACCGUUCAAAUUUGAAUUCAACGGCCGUUUAUGUUAUCAGAAUGUUGUCAGACUCUGCGUUGGCGGCUCCCAUAUCGUUAAGUUACCAGGACGAUCCGAUAGAUGUCGCCGUUGGCGUCACUUACGCCUGUCUGCUUCUGGUUAUGUUAUAUGCGUUGAUUAUAUUUGAGAUAAUAAACCGUACACUAGCAGCAAUACUGGUGUCGACAUUAUCACUGGCGGUGCUGUCAUUGGCUGGAGAGCGCCCUUCAGUAGAGCAGCUGGUAUCAUGGCUGGAUGUGGAAACCCUGCUGCUGCUGCUGAGUAUGAUGCUGCUGGUCGCCAUCAUGGCGGAGACGGGCAUGUUCGACUUCCUGGCCGUCUUCACUUUCCAGGUAACGAAAGGCAAGAUGUGGCCUCUUAUCAACGUGCUCUGCGCCAUCACAGCCGUGCUCUCUACUUUCCUUGACAACGUCACAACCGUGCUGCUCAUAACGCCCGUCACCAUCAAGCUGUGCGAGGUUAUGGAGAUGCACCCGAUCCCUGUACUGACAGCUAUGGUGCUAUAUAGCAACAUCGGCGGGACGGCCACGCCGGUCGGCGAUCCGCCCAACGUGAUCAUAGCCUCCAACCAGAUCGUCAUACAGUCGGGCAUCAACUUCGCGAACUUCACACUGCACAUGACACUGGGCAUCGUACUGGUGUGUCUACAGACAUACCUACAGCUGCGGUUCAUGUAUCGAGACGUUAGCAAGCUGCGACCGAGCGAGCCGCGGGAGAUACAAGAUCUGAGAAGACAACUAAACGUUUGGCGACGGGCAGCAGACUCGCUUCCUCACAUGAGUAAAGAUGAGCUAGUCGUCAAGGAGCGGUUAGAACGUAAGGUCCAAAAGAUCAGCUCGCAGCUGGCCAUCGCUCUAAAGGAGAGCAACAAGCGUGCGUGCCCUAAAGACACCUUCCAGAGGACCCUCUCCGAGCUCAAGGAAAAGUACAAGAUCCGGGAUAAGAAGCUGCUGAUAAAAUCCUGUGUCGCCAUCGGAUUUGUGGUCAUAAUGUUCUUCCUUCACGCCUUCCCUGAAUUCAAUCGCGUGUCGCUCGGCUGGACAGCUUUACUGGGCGCCAUCUUGCUCCUAAUCCUGGCUGACAGGGAGGAUAUAGAAUCCAUCCUGCACAGGGUGGAGUGGUCUACUUUACUGUUCUUCGCGGCUCUCUUCGUACUUAUGGAGGCGUUGACCAAGCUAGGCCUGAUCGACUACAUCGGCGGGCUGACCGAAGCCCUCAUCAUGGGGGUCCACGAAACCCAUCGUUUGGCGGUCGCCCUUCUCCUCAUACUCUGGAUAUCAGGCGUGACGUCAGCGUUCGUGGACAACAUACCUCUGACGACAAUGAUGGUGCGGGUAGUGACAUCACUGGGCACUAAUCCUGCGCUGGGGCUACCUCUACCGCCUCUCAUAUGGGCGCUGUCAUUCGGAGCCUGCUUGGGAGGUAACGGCACAUUAAUCGGCGCAAGCGCAAACGUGGUGUGCGCCGGGGUGGCGGAGCAGCACGGCUACAAGUUCACCUUUGUGCAGUUCUUCAAAGUCGGCUUCCCUAUCAUGCUCGGACACUUGGUUGUAGCCAGCGGGUAUCUGAUCGUAUGCCAUUGUCUUCUUACGUGGCACUGAGGUCCAGCUUCGAAACCAGGGCUCGGAACCGGUAUUGAAAUACCUGUUAAUAUCGUUCCCAAACCGUUAUAUUAUUUCGUUCUUUAAAAAACCGGUUAAUUGAUGGAACGCAAACUAACAAAUUACGUUCUCUCUCUCCUAACCGGUAAGAAGAGGGAACGGAACUUUAUGGUUCGCAGGGAACGAUAUAAUUCCGGUUACUCUUGGAUUUCAGAGACUCUCGGUUGAACUCGUUGUCAUACGUGAAAGAGAUGAGAAUGUAUAUAGCAUAAACCGUUAUCUCAAAAGAACAGUUCUUUAACCGGUAACCGCAAACGGAAACGAAAUCCUUUUUGUUCCCGGGCGAAUGAACGAAACCAGUUUGACAAAUGAGAACGGUUUCCGAGCCCUGUUCGAAACUCAAAGCCCAGAUCACGGAGCAGGGAGGCCUUGAAGAUCUAACUUUGAAGAUUGGGUUUUUUUUGGUGUGUGUGAGAGUGGCGAGGCAGAACGGUUCUAAAUUCACCUUCGUGAAAUUCUUCAGAGGCGGUUUCCCAAUCAUGAUUGGACACUUAGUCGUAGCCAGCGGGUAUCUGAUCGUAUGUCAUUGUAUUCUUACGUGGCACUGAGGUCCAGCUUCGAAACUCAAAGCCCAGAUGACGAAGCAUCAGGCCUUGAAGAUCUAACUUUGAAGAUUGGGUUUUUUUUUGGUGUGUGUGAGAGUGGCGAGGCAGUCGGUUAUAAAUUCACCUUCGUGCAGUUCUUCAAAGUCGGUUUCCCUAUUAUAUCAUGAUUAUGAUUGGACACUUAGUAGUAGCCAGUAGGUACCUGAUCUUCUUACGUGGCACUGAGGUGUUAGGUCCACCUUCGAAGCUCAAAAUCCCAAAUCACCAUCACCUUUGAAGAUUGGACACUUUUUUUGGUGUCCGUGAGAGUGGCGAGGCUACAAGAGCACUUUCGUGUAGGCCUUUAAAAGUCGGUUUCCCCAUCUGGUGGACUGGAAACUUGGGCCAGCAAUAAUCGAUAGUGUUCGAUUUGUCACUUUUUUCUUACGUCGCACUAGUGACCAAGUCCUUCUGCCGUUGUAGUUUUGCCGCAAAAGACGUCAGCUGACGCGCGCGGCUACAGCCUAAUAUCAACCUUAGUGUCUUGCGAUAAGGUUCACAUUGGCGCGCCGCGCACGUUAAGCGUUAGGAUUCCAACAGUGUGCGGCAUAAUGAUUUUUGUAUGUACAGUCUGACAAAUAAUAAUAGAAAUUAAAAAGUGGCAAUACUGUAGUCGUCCCUUUAAAUCGAUCCCAUCAAAAACAUUACAAGGUAAAAAGAUGCAAGUCUCGCAAUGCAAUUCUUCUACUACAAAAAAGUUUUGAGAUGUAAUGUGAAACCAAAACGGUUAUUUUAGUCAGUGCCAGGGGGUGUUAA
Cydia fagiglandana is the source of this 4271-nucleotide messenger RNA. Its product is annotated as P protein-like. NCBI's taxonomy places the organism in Eukaryota, Metazoa, Arthropoda, Insecta, Lepidoptera, Tortricidae. The record is from RefSeq and is a predicted model, not a curated record. The transcript has 20 exons. The coding region runs from base 400 to 2871 and encodes 823 amino acids. Gene Ontology annotation, cellular component: membrane. Gene Ontology annotation, biological process: transmembrane transport.